AUGUUCGACUUUCGCAUUAUACCAUUCCAAUGGCAGCUAUUGGUACCUUUCAUCACUAUCUUCUCUCUUGCUCUACGCACAAAGGCGUUGCGACGCAAAAUUGCAUUAUGUUCAAACGCCUGCAUCUCAUGGAUCUUGAAUUUCUUAUUAACAUUACGAUAUCCUGUUCGUCACGUUUACAACAAAUCUGCGCUGCCAUCGGCCCAAUAUCAAUUCCCAAACGGCCAAGGAGACGCGGCCAAAUUCCUCCACGGAAGUGAAAACAGCCUGUUGUGGCAGAAACAACAUGGACCUAUCUAUCGCAUAUGGUCUGGAACUACGCCAGAAGUUGUCCUGACCAAACCUGAGCAUAUUCAGGACGUCUUCAAAGACUCCGAUCGACAUCUCAAGGCCAAGAACAAUAACUCUGGGUACUUUCUCGGCGAGCUCCUCGGCAAAUGCGUGGGACUCAUGGAGAAACGUACCAAGCGACAUUUUGACCAGCUAUGGAAAACAUCAUCACUCUCGAAGUCUGUGAUCGAUGCAGCUCAAGACCUGAAGAUGCUGCCAUUUUGGAUCGUGGCCGAAAUUCUCUACGGAGGACUUACCGAUGAGGUGGAGCAACAGCUCGGAGAGCUAGCGCCAGUGAGAGAAAAGCUGUUCCAAUACUUCCUGAAGGGCGGGCUCACACGAUUCGCGUGGUCGAAAUACCUCCCUACCACUGCGAACCGCGACCUGGCCGAAUUCAAGUCCCGCUGGACCGCUCUUAACCGACAAGCGAGGCCGCAGGCACCCCCGACUUCACCUAUAGCCUCAUAUUACAACGCAAUUGAAGACGGCUCUCUAGAGGAAGAUGCAAUCCUGCAAACUUUAGAUGAGGCCCUCUUCGCCAACUUGGACGUCACGCUGGGCGGCAUAUCCUGGAACCUCGUCUUUCUCGCCGCAUACCCAGACGUGCAGUCGCGUCUGCGAGCUGAGAUCGCCAACGAGCGCGCAAAAUCUGAGUCUAGCAACCUUGAUGCCUACAUUCUACGCUCCGACACCCUGGUUGCGGCCUGCAUCUCCGAGUCGUCGCGUCUUCGGCCCCUCGCUGCGUUCUCUGUCCCGCAAGCGGCACCCACCGGUCGGGUUGUGGGUGAAUACUACUUCCCUCCAGGGACGAACUUCAUCGUCGAUUCGCAUGCUUUGAACCAGCGAAACGACUACUGGGGCAAGGACGCUGAGAAGUAUCGACCAGAGCGAUUCCUUGAGCGAAGUGCGGUGAAAGACCGGUAUAACUUUUGGCGCUUUGGCUUCGGACCAAGGCAGUGUAUGGGUAAGUUUGUUGCCGACCUGAUGAUCCGAGUGUUGCUCGUUCACUUGGUGGAGAACUACGACCUGGGAAUGCUUAAUGCGGACAAGAAGUGGGAAAGAGAUCCUGAGAAUUGGAUCAAUCAUCCGAUGAUGAAAUUGAAGUGCCACCAGAUCACGACGGCGUUGCGUUAUUGAGAACAUUGAUAGCGAGCAAGCGUUCAUUGCAAUACAUUCUGUUA
This is a messenger RNA of Dothidotthia symphoricarpi CBS 119687, 1511 nucleotides long. Its product is annotated as cytochrome P450 monooxygenase. The record is from RefSeq and is a predicted model, not a curated record. Gene Ontology annotation, molecular function: monooxygenase activity; iron ion binding; heme binding. Bases 1 to 1467 code for a protein of 488 amino acids. Lineage: Eukaryota; Fungi; Ascomycota; Dothideomycetes; Pleosporales; Dothidotthiaceae. The transcript is spliced from 5 exons.